AUGCAAGAAAUAGCGAAGGUAACAGAUGAAAAAAUAGUACCCAUAGCGAAUAAUUCAGAACAAUAUAUUACUUUCUCGUUCGGACAGCUUCAAUUUAUAGAUAGUAUGAAAUUUUCCUUACCUGGUUUAGCUAAGAUAGCAGAAAACUUAUGUGAUGAAAAGAAGGGCCAAACUAAAACACCAGAAAAACUCGCAAAAUGUUUUCCAAUUAUGUCAAAAUUCAUCUCACCUCAUUUAUUAUCAUUAAUGAGACACGACUACCACCAC
This is a messenger RNA of Acaulospora morrowiae, 267 nucleotides long. NCBI's taxonomy places the organism in Eukaryota, Fungi, Glomeromycota, Glomeromycetes, Diversisporales, Acaulosporaceae. The record is from the annotation of a GenBank genome assembly.